Messenger RNA from Zonotrichia albicollis (white-throated sparrow), 1155 nucleotides. The record is from RefSeq and is a predicted model, not a curated record. Lineage: Eukaryota; Metazoa; Chordata; Aves; Passeriformes; Passerellidae.
AAAUAUUUUUUUUUUUUGUUUUGGCUUUUUUUUUUUGGGGUUUGUUUUCUGCCUGAGAGAAAAGCCCCCCCAGGCUCUUGGAUGCAAGCAUCCUAAAGUGGGGUUGCUGCUCCCCUCCCUGAGCCCCAGUGGUCCCGGCUGUGCUGAGGAUUUGCCGAGAAGAUGGGGAGGAAAAAGAUCCAGAUCCAGCGGAUCACGGACGAGCGCAACCGGCAGGUGACCUUCACCAAGCGUAAGUUUGGCCUGAUGAAGAAAGCCUACGAGCUGAGCGUGCUGUGCGACUGUGAGAUCGCCCUCAUCAUCUUCAACCACUCCAACAAGCUGUUCCAGUAUGCCAGCACCGACAUGGACAAGGUGCUGCUCAAGUACACCGAGUACAACGAGCCCCACGAGAGCCGGACCAACGCCGACAUCAUCGAGGAUGUGUUAAAUCAGACAUUCUGCAGGAUGCUGAAACGCAGGGGCAGCUGCCAGUCCUGCCUGUCCCCCUUGGCCUGCAGGAACCCGGCUCCCCUUUACCCCCUGCUCUCUGUUCAGUCCACAGUGCCCGCUCCGAACUUCGCCAUGCCCGUGACGGUGCCGGUGACCAACCAGAACUCGCUGCAGUUCAGCAACCCUGGCAGCUCUCUGGUCACCCAGUCCCUGGUGACCUCCUCGCUGACAGACCCCCGGCUCCUGUCCCCACAGCAGCCAGCCUUGCAGAGGAACACCGUGUCCCCAGGGCUGCCACAGAGGCCAGCCAGUGCAGGGGCGAUGCUUGGGGGAGACCUGAACAACACCAACGGAGCCUGCCCAAGCCCCGUGGGAAACGGCUACGUGAGUGCCAGGGCCUCUCCGGGGCUCCUGCCCGUGUCCAACGGCAGCAGCCUGGGCAAGAUCAUCCCGGCCAAGUCCCCUCCGCCCCCGGGGCACACGGGGGCGCAGCUGGCCCCCAACAGCCGCAAGCCCGACCUGCGAGUCAUCACCUCGCAGGGCAGCAAGGGGCUGAUGCACCACCUGCAAAACACACAGCGCUUGGGUGUCUCUCAAGCAACUCACUCUCUGACCACACCAGUCGUGUCCGUGGCCACUCCGAGCCUGCUGACACAGGGGCUGCCCUUCUCUGCCAUGCCCACAGCCUACAACACAGGUAAGACUUGGCCAGGACACAGGUGA